Messenger RNA from Pseudophryne corroboree (corroboree frog), 1270 nucleotides. RefSeq names its product oocyte zinc finger protein XlCOF7.1-like. Bases 1 to 1182 code for a protein of 393 amino acids. The transcript is spliced from 3 exons. Gene Ontology annotation, molecular function: DNA-binding transcription factor activity, RNA polymerase II-specific; RNA polymerase II cis-regulatory region sequence-specific DNA binding. The record is from RefSeq and is a predicted model, not a curated record. Gene Ontology annotation, biological process: regulation of transcription by RNA polymerase II. Lineage: Eukaryota; Metazoa; Chordata; Amphibia; Anura; Myobatrachidae.
AUGCAGAGGGACGUGGUUUUCAACAAACCACUGACCGUCGUCAGGACUCAAGCCAAUGGCAUGACGGGCUUCCAGCCCAUCUCGGCUCUUCAGUUGUGGGAGCACACCUUCAGAAGUUUCCCUUCGCAACGUCUGUCUGAUAUUAAAACAGAAGACAUAGAAGAAGAAGAAGUGACUGAUAUAAAGGAAGAAGAUAUAGAGGGAGAAGAAGAGACGUAUGUGACUGAUAUAAAGGCAGAAGAUACAGAGGGAAAAGAAGAGACGUAUGUGACUGUUAUAAAGGCAGAAUAUAUAGAGGGAGAAGAAGAGACGUAUGUGACUGUUAUAAAGGCAGAAGAUACAGAGGGUGAAGAAGAGACGUAUGUGACUGAUAUAAAGGCAGAAGAUAUAGAGGGAGAAGAACAGACGUAUCUGAAGGGUGAUCAGCAGUGUAAGGAGGAGGAAAUCCCUAUAGAUAUCAGCACAGCAGAUGGACACACAAGCAGGAAUAUCUCAGAAGGACAUCUAAUGUUAUCCCCGGAUUGUAACAUAAAAGAUAAUGACAGUAGACAGGAUUCUCCAGGAGAUAACCCCAUUACCCCAAUUAUACAUCCAGCUCUAUCAGCUGAUCCCCCUGAUCCUGGGAAAUGUUCUCCUGAUCACUCUGAUAUUGGUGCAUCUGUUACAGCUCUGACAGUAGAUACAGUGUUUCCCUGUUCUAUAGAUGCCAAAUGUUUUACACAGAACACAAAGCGUAUUAACCCACAGACAGGUAAGGCAAGUGAAAGGCCACUGAUAUGUUCUGAGUGUGGGAAAUGUUUUACAUACAAAUCACAUCUUGUUAUACAUCAGAGAAGUCACACAGGUGAGAGGCCACUGACAUGUUCUGAGUGUGGGAAAUGUUUUGCACGGAAAUCACAUCUUGUUAUGCAUCAGAGAAGUCACACAGGUGAGAAGCCGUUUCCAUGUUCUGAGUGUGGGAAAUGUUUUACACGCAAAUCAGAGCUUGUUAAACAUCAGCGAAGUCACACAGGUGAGAAGCCGUUUCCAUGUUCUGAGUGUGGGAAAUGUUUUGCACACAAAUCAGAUCUUGUUAGACAUCAGAGGAGACACACAGGUGUGAAGCCAUUUUCUUGCUCUGAGUGGGAAAUGUUUUACACAGAAAUCACAACUUGUUACACAUCAGCAAAUUCACACAGGUGAGAAUAUGUUUUCUUGCUCUGAGUGUACGAAAUGUUUUACACGGAAAUCAGAUCUUAUUACACAUCAGCGAAGUCACACUGGUGAGAAG